This is a messenger RNA of Lachancea mirantina, 1773 nucleotides long. Lineage: Eukaryota; Fungi; Ascomycota; Saccharomycetes; Saccharomycetales; Saccharomycetaceae. The record is from the annotation of a GenBank genome assembly.
AUGAUCCCGUCUCAGAGAUUCCAUGAUUCUCUAAACCUAAGAGGAGAAGAAUCCCCAGAUUGUAUACCGGAAGAGAGCUACCAAAAUCAUAACCUUGGAGACGAUGAAGACCAUGAAAAGACGCUUAUACGAAAAAUCGUGUCAAUAUUCACCAUUUCACCGUAUGAUUGGCAGUUUAUAUUGACCGAAUUCAUAUAUUCCAUUGAUUGGGAUGCCAAGGCGAACCCCGUGGCCAGACCAAUGGGACAUGCGCUCACCUUUGGCUUUUAUGGCAUGAGGCUACUUCAAGACGCUUUGAUUAAGCCAAAUCAGCACCAUUUGAACACUCCAAGUGAUGCUUUCAAUCUGGCACAGUCUAAAACUUUGAUGGAAUAUGGGUUACCAAAUCAAGUUUUGAGAGGUAACGUGCUGCGAAGCAACUCUCAGGCCGAUUGGUACCUUCUUGCUUUGAGUCAGUUAAGCGCCUUUUUCAAAGUCUCCAUAGCAAUCUUGCUUCUGACCAACGCAUACCUGUCUUGCAGUUUCCUUUUUGCGCACUAUCAAUCGUAUUCGCUUUUCCACUGUCGAGGCAGACCUUCUUCUCGAAAUGUCGUAAAGCAUUCAUUACACGAUCUGGAUUACCAGUCAGUGGAAGAUGUCUCCAAAAGCUCGCUGUGGACUAUGAUCAAAUUUGUCUUUACCUCGCGGAAGUCUUCCGAAGUGGGUGAGCCUGCGGACCAGUUCUACUAUGAGCUUAAGAAAUGGAGUCCCGGGAAAUUUGAGACGAAUUUAUUCGCAACUUUCUCACCGACUUGCGUUCUAUUUCUUCUUUUCACCGAGGUUUCGUUUUUGACAUUGAUCCCUGUAUUGUGCCAUCAAUGUGUCUUCUGGUUUCUGGUCUGUAAUAGGUACGAGGACCGAAUUGAUGACGAGAUUUGCCUUAAAAACGCCAUGAUGGCAGAAUUGGAUGCCAAGCUGAUUAAACCAAAAUCCUCUAUUAAGACCCAAGAUCUUAUGAUCGGGGCAUCACAAAACGAUAAUUUCGCUGAAGUUUAUCCCUCUUUCACUACCACGCGAUCUCAUCUUUUCCAAACGCACAACGUCGCGGGAAACGUCGUUGUUGAGAGGUACAAUGAGGUGACUGGGAUGUUUCAGGAUGUUAAUAAACCGGUACAUCGUAUACACGGGCGGUCGCAUGCCUACCACCACCCAGCUCGAGGUAACGAAUUAAGAGGUGCGAGGGUUCGCGGACUAUAUUCUGACCGCCAUUUUGGUACCUCAAGGUUUUCGACACCCGCGAAAAAUAGAAAAAAAUGGACCGAAUCGCUUUCCGAACCUUCAACGCCAAGGUUGCGGCCCUCCUAUAUUAACGUCGCGGACGCUUCAAUGGUCGGAAAUGACUCCGCUAUGUCAAAGGGAUCUUUGGGACUGCAUGAAAGUAUUCGCGCAAAAGCCAACGCCAGUCUUGCGCGCAGAAGGAACUCUACAAGUCCUACAAAGCAUACCAACAGCUUUUAUAAUACGACUUACAAUCGAACACCCCAAAGACCCUUCCAUGUUGCCGAUAGUACGGUCUCAUUUAGCAUGGAUGUUCCUGAUGAUGAAAUGCCUUUUGAGGAGGUGGCAAGACGAGGACGAAAGCACGAGCAGAGCCCACUUUAUUUCGGUGAACUUAACGAGAGAUCUAUUUCACGAACUUCGGCCAGAUCCUCACGUAAUGCUAGCAUAAGUCCUGCUAAAUCUUCUCUACUUGGCAGAAGAGAUUCAUUCAGCGGCCGGCCGCCUUUUCGAUAA